This is a messenger RNA of Parathielavia appendiculata, 878 nucleotides long. Its product is annotated as NuA4-domain-containing protein. The transcript has 3 exons. NCBI's taxonomy places the organism in Eukaryota, Fungi, Ascomycota, Sordariomycetes, Sordariales, Chaetomiaceae. Bases 50 to 658 code for a protein of 202 amino acids. The record is from RefSeq and is a predicted model, not a curated record. Gene Ontology annotation, cellular component: NuA4 histone acetyltransferase complex.
AGACGAGCUCCCCGCUUACGACGAUAGUGGUGCCAUUUCGAUCACGAGAAUGACUGAGAGUUCAGCUGCUGGCGGCGCUGCCGCCAAGCUUGCAGGUCCUAACGGCACCAGCGACACAGCGGCGUCAUCGGCGGCGGGGAUCCCCUUCUACGAGAAACAGAGGCAGCAUCUUAAGGAGUUGAUCGCUCGUCGCAGGGCGAUGGAGAAGAAGCUUGCCGCGGUGGAAGACCUCAUCCACACCAAAGAAACAGAGUACCUCGAAUCCACGCCCAGCGGAAACAUCGUGAUUGGCUUCGACAACUACAUCAAGGGCGCGAGCAGCGCGGCGGCGCAGAGGCGAAAGACGGGGCCGCCGGACCAGAACCGCGUCUUCUCGCGGAGCUCCGUGUCGUAUAACCCCACCGCAGCGGACGUGCAAACACCAGCCUCGACACCGGCCUCGCACGCGCCAACGCCGAGCUCGAGUAGUUUUGGAAACAAUAACAGGGACGGACCGUCGGGCGCGCCUACGCCGGCAAGUACGGCUGGCGGAGGAGGGAGGGCUAACGCGUCCAAGAAGAGCAAGAAGAAUGCUGCUGCUGCUGCGGCGGCGGAUGAUAGCGAGACGGAUAGUAGAGAGGCAAAGAAAAUGAGGACGAGUUUUGGGGCGAGGAAGUGAGGAUUACCCGUCGGUCGGUGGUGUGGUAUUUUGUCUUUUGGAAGGUCGGCGUUCUGGGAUUCUUGGGAUGGGUUACAGGAGGUUGGGUGAUACUCUGGUGUUUGCGGGAAAAUAAGUAGUCGGAUACAGUAAGAUGGGUAAGGUAUACGGAUUACACAUUGGGCGUUUACUACCUUGUCUAUCUAACUGGGACGGCAUUAGAGGUGAGAGCAUACCAAGG